GUUUAAUUUACUUGAUUAUUAUAACUUCACAAACCUUUAUUUACAAAAACUGUUUUCUAUCAAGCAAUGCGUUCUAUUAUGGAGGAAAAAAAGUAACCAUGAAAACAAACACGGUCUUUAAUUUCUCAAAGAUCGAUGUCAUUCCCAGCGAAUCCCACAAAAAUAUAUUCAGUAUCCAACAAUGUUCUACCACAUAUCCAUCGCAAAAUUCACAUUUCUGCAACCUCCAUUUCCCUAACACAAAAAUCAACUAUUUAAAAUUUCAUUCCAUAACUAUAUAUAAAAAAGGAACACUUAAUUAAUUCCAUCAACUUGAUUGUAAUAAUUUUUCUAACCAAGAUCAAAUAAAAAGACAAAAAUAUUGAAUAAAAAGAUUUAAAGCAUGAUUAAAAAAAGUAAAAAAAAAACCUGGUUGCUGCAUAAGGAAAAACAUUAUGAAUUAAAAAAAAAAUAUGUUGCAAAGGAAUUUCCAUGUCCUACGAACCACAUGGCAAUGCACAACACCAUAGAAAGUAGCUCAGAGCAUCCAAUGAAACACCACCUUAUCCUAUCUGUUUAUCUUCCUCCAAUCAACUCAAGUAUUUCCCAUGCACCACACAAAUCCCUUUCCUACUUCAGCCCAAUUCCCUGCAAGUAGUCACUACAAUCACAGUUCACAACAGACUGAUCCAACAGACAGAGGAGGGGAAUUGGGGUUCGCAAACUUACAACAAUGGCAGCCUCAUUACAAGCAGCUGCAACAUUCAUGCAGCCAACCAAAGUCGGCGUCUCAAGCCGCUUACAGCUCAAGUCUUCUCAGAGCAUCUGCAAGGCCUUCGGCGUCGAGUCAUCCGGAGCCAAACUCACCUGUUCCCUUCAAUCCGAUCUCAAGGACUUCGCUCACAAAUGCACCGACGCUGCCAAAAUCGCCGGCUUCGCUCUCGCAACUUCCGCCCUCGUCGUUUCAGGAGCAAGCGCUGAAGGAAGCCCUAAAAGGCUAACAUUCGAUGAAAUCCAAAGUAAGACCUACAUGGAAGUCAAAGGAACAGGCACCGCUAACCAGUGCCCAACCAUCGAAGGCGGAGUCGACGGCUUCGCCGUCAAACCAGGCAAUUACAACGCCAAGAAAUUUUGCUUAGAGCCGACGUCGUUCACUGUCAAAGCCGAGGGCGUUAGCAAGAACUCCACGCCGGAGUUCCAAAAAACCAAACUCAUGACCCGAUUGACCUACACCCUCGAUGAAAUCGAGGGCCCUCUCGAAGUAUCCUCCGAUGGCACCAUCAAAUUCGAAGAGAAAGACGGAAUUGACUACGCUGCCGUCACUGUUCAACUUCCCGGAGGUGAACGUGUGCCAUUCCUGUUCACGAUCAAACAACUUGUCGCCUCCGGUAAACCGGAAAGCUUCGGUGGGGAAUUCCUAGUCCCGUCGUACAGAGGGUCUUCGUUUCUCGACCCAAAGGGCAGAGGUGGAUCCACCGGGUAUGACAACGCCGUUGCUUUACCGGCGGGUGGGAGAGGAGAUGAAGAGGAGCUUUCCAAAGAAAAUGUAAAGAAUGUUGCAGCGUCAACAGGGAAGAUCACCUUGAGUGUCACCUCAACCAAACCUGACACCGGUGAAGUGAUCGGAGUGUUUGAGAGCAUUCAGCCCUCCGAUACUGAUUUGGGUGCAAAAGUCCCUAAAGAUGUUAAAAUUCAAGGUGUUUGGUAUGCUCAGUUGGAGUGAUAUUAACUAAAUGUAUUUGUUUUUAUUUGUUUUCUUGAUUCUGAUUUUGUGCUCAAUGUAUAUUAUCAAGAAUUCUUAUAAUAAUGUUAUCAUAUUUGAUUAUUAAUCACCAAAAAUCCUUACAUGAACAAAA
Molecule: messenger RNA, 1835 nt
Organism: Lactuca saligna
Lineage: Eukaryota; Viridiplantae; Streptophyta; Magnoliopsida; Asterales; Asteraceae
Source: the annotation of a GenBank genome assembly